This is a messenger RNA of Megalopta genalis, 4994 nucleotides long. It is a transcript of the gene Ptr, whose product is annotated as patched domain-containing protein. Gene Ontology annotation, cellular component: cytoplasmic vesicle membrane; plasma membrane. NCBI's taxonomy places the organism in Eukaryota, Metazoa, Arthropoda, Insecta, Hymenoptera, Halictidae. The record is from RefSeq and is a predicted model, not a curated record.
CUCGUCUCUCGUCUCCCGUCGCUCGUCUCUCGUCGCUCGUAAUGCCGUUCGAUCGCAAUUUCACCGUGAGUUACGGGUUGCAGGUUGCGGGUUGCGCAUACGUCCAGCAGCAUCACGUCCGAUGGACAAAUUGCGAAAGCGCGAGAAAAUGAAAUUCUCGGCCGAGGAAGACGGACUCGACGAGUCGAGAAAGAAAGAAACUACGGCAAGAGGAGAGAGAGAGAGAGAGAGAGAGAGAGAGAGAGAGAGAGAGAGAGUGCAAGCGAAGACCGAAGAGACCGAGAGUGGUGGCGAGAGGCGCGUGUCCUGGCUCGCGACUCGCGAGUCUCCGACGAUUCACGACUCACGGCUCACGGCUCACGGCUAGCAGCGCGAGUAUCGGCGCUCAGUUCGAAUCGAGCAUUUCACCGCGCUACUGCUCAAACUCGGCCUCGUUCGCGACACUUUCGUCGUCGGUUGGUCGUAUCGUCGAGGAUGACACGUCGGUGCUCGGACAGGUUGCAGUGCGGAUGAACGUCGACGAAAGGAAUACCGAGAACGACAACGAAACUUUCUGCGACAACGUCUACCCGCGUGUGGAAGCUGACCAACAAACUUGGACGAGAAGAUUCGACGAACCGCAAGAUGUGGAAGAAUUUGACCUGCGUGGACGAGUUCCUGAACCGAGCGUUCCACAAGCUGGGCCUCGUGGUCGGUCACCACCCCGGCUACUUCGUGGUGAUCCCGGUCCUGCUAGCUUUCAUCUGCUUCACUGGCUACCAGAGGAUUCAUUACGAGAUCGAUCCCGAGUACCUUUUCUCGCCGACGAACGGACCGAGUAAAAUGGAACGAGCGAUCGUCGAGCAGUACUUCAAGGUCAAUUACAGUCACCGGUUCAACCUGGGUCGCAUCACGAGGCCAGGUCGUUUCGGCCACGUGAUUGUCACUUCGAAGGACGCUGCGAACAAUCUGCUGAAGACCGCGGUGUUCGACGAGCUCCGGCAACUGGACAACAUCAUCAGAACCGCCCAGGCGAGCUACGAGGGCGAAGUUUUCACCUACGAACAGAUUUGCGCCAGAUGGCUGGACGAAUGUUUCUCCAACGAUAUUCUGAAUCUUCGUUACAUCAUGGAGGACGUGGAGAAGAGGGAGCUGAACCUGACGUUCCCGUUGAUGCUGAAUCCGGUCACCUGGGUCUUCCACCUGUUACCCGUUUACUUCGGUGGGAGCGUGAUAAACGAGGAUCGGGUGGUGGAGUCUGUACCGUCGUUGCAGCUGGCGUACUUCCUCACGGUUGACAACGCUCGUCAAGACGCUAUCGGAGCAGCUUGGGAAGAAGCGUUCCUCGAGGCCGUGAAAAGAGUCGAAGAGGAGGCCGUGUUCGAGCACAUCGCCACCGCGAGGUUCGCCUCCAGGACCCUGGAACUGGAACUCGAGGAGAACACGAAGACGAUCCUACCCUAUUUCACCAGCACGUUCGUUCUGAUGGCUCUGUUCUCCGUGGUGACCUGCAUGAUGACCGACUGGGUGCGCAGCAAGCCUUGGUUGGGACUUUUGGGCAACGUGUCGGCCGCGAUGGCCACGGUAGCCGCCUUCGGUCUCUGCAUCUAUCUGGGCGUGGACUUUAUCGGUCUGAACUUGGCCGCGCCUUUUCUCAUGAUCGGAAUCGGAAUCGACGACACGUUCGUCAUGUUGGCGGCUUGGAGACGCACCAGUAUCCUAAAACCGGUGCCCGAAAGAAUGGCCGCGACGCUGAGCGAGGCAGCCGUGUCGAUAACGAUCACGUCUCUGACCGACAUGAUAUCGUUCUUCAUCGGGAUCCUCUCGCCUUUCCCUUCGGUGCAGAUCUUUUGCAUCUACUCGGGAUUCGCCGUGGUCUUCACUUUCAUUUUUCAUCUGACCUUCUUCACCGGAUGCGUGGCCAUCAGUGGCUACUGCGAACAGAAGAAUCGACACAGUCUGGUCUGCUGCAAAGUGCAGCCUCUCUCCAAGUCCUCGAAUCGAUCCUGGCUGUACAGAGCACUGUGCACCGGAGGCGUCGACCCCGACGAUCCGUACAACCCGGUGGACAACCCGGAACACGGCUGCAUGAGCUGGUUCCGCGACUAUUUGGCCGCCGCGCUCAACUGUCGACCGAUCAAAGUUCUGGUCAUUCUGAUAUUCGCCUGCUACCUGGCCGGCGCGCUCUACGGACUGACGACUCUUCAGGAAGGCCUCGACCGACGCAAGCUUUCCAAGAACGACUCUUACUCGAUCGUGUUCUACGACCGACAGGACUACUACUUCAGAGAGUUCCCUUACAGAAUACAGGUUGUGCUGAGCGGCGAGUACGACUACAGCGACCCGAUCGUUCAGCAGCAGGUGGAAAACUUGACCAGAUCUCUGGAGGCGAGCCGAUACAUCAGCAGCGCUCCGAUCUAUACGGAAAGCUGGUUGAGGACGUUUCUCGGCUACGCGAAGAUCAGCGAGAUCGAUGUUCGGAACAAGACCGUCUUCUUGGAAAAGUUGAAAGAAUCUUUGCUACCGAGGAACAGCUUCUCCGUGGACGUGAAGUUCGACGAGGCCGAGGAGCGGAUCGUGGCGAGCAGAUUCUUGAUCCAGGCGGUGAACGUCAGCGGGACCAAUCAAGAGAAGGACAUGGUGAAGGAGCUGCGCCGGAUUUGCGCCGAGUCGCCGUUGAACGCCAGCGUGUUUCACCCGUAUUUCGUCUUCUUCGACCAGUUCGAGCUGGUCAAGCCCACCAGCAUCCAGUGCAUGGUGUUCGGCGCGCUGAUCAUGAUGCUGAUCAGCUUCGUUUUCAUACCGAAUGUCCUCUGCUGCCUCUGGGUCGCCUUCUGCAUCAUCUCGAUCGAGUUGGGGGUUGCCGGCUACAUGGCCCUCUGGGACGUCAACCUGGACAGCAUCUCCAUGAUCAAUUUGAUCAUGUGCAUAGGAUUCAGCGUCGACUUCACCGCUCACAUCUGUUACGCGUACAUGAGCUCCAAGCAGAAAACGCCGGACGACAGGGUCAGGGAGAGUCUCUACAGCCUGGGCCUGCCGAUCGUUCAAGGCGCCACCUCCACGAUCCUCGGCCUGAUAGCGCUCGUCUUGGCCGGCACCUACAUCUUCAUGGUGUUCUUCAAGAUGGUGUUCCUCGUCAUUUUCAUCGGCGCCAUGCACGGCCUGUUCCUCCUGCCCGUCCUCUUAUCCUUGUUCGGGCCCACCUCUUGCGAGGCCGACGUCCCGAACCGCGACGGCGACACGCUCGACAAGGACCACGGCAAAAACAACGGCGAACAGGAGGAUCCAGCCUCGAAGCUUCGCCGAUCGUACGCGAUCCCACACCCCAGCCUCUCGCUCUCCUAUUAUCGUUGCGGCGGCGGCGGCGGCGGCGGCGACGCCGAUAGCGUAGGUUGCAGGGGUACCGGUGGUACUGCCGGCGCAGGCAACGCGGCCGUGCUCGAGAGUCCGCAGGCUAGCCCGGCGGUCAGUCUGGCCGCUUUCGAGGAGAGAGACCCCGGUCUCGGGACCAGCGAGGACAGCAAUUCGACCGAGAGCGGAUCUUCGCAAAGCAGAAGACGAGAGGGCCAGUUGGAACAGGAGAAUCAUAGGCCUCGCAACGUCUGGAGGAGAUCCAUAGGCGUUCUUUACGGCGUGUCGCAGUUCCAGACCGCUGCGCGACCAGCCUCGCCGCCUCCGGACUACGUCGACGUCCUCCAAGCGCUUCGAGCCGAUCGAGACCGCCGAGCGGUGCGAGCGAACCCCUUCUGCAUCCCCUCGCAGCAGACGCAGCCGUCGCGAUCCUCGUUGCAACGGCAAGCGCGCUCGUCCGAGCCGACGGACGCGGCCCGAACGGAACCAGCUGGAACCAACUAGGGCCUAGUUGCUAGGAAAAUUGACACGAGCGAGCCCAACGAACAUUACCUUCCCGGCUCUCUUCGCUCUUGUUCCCGGGAGUGCUGGGACAAUUUCGGUCGUGUCGCGGAGCCUUCGUUGCGAGACGGUGGUUCUCGAGCUCGACGAUAUCCUACGUCUUACGAGACUACGCGUCCCACGCGGUUCACGGAAUGGAAGAGUAUCGAGGCCGAGGAGUAUCGCGACCAGCGUGCGAAUCGCCUCGAAAUUUCCGGCGAAUCUCCGUUGCCGAGGAACCGCCAACACGAAUCGUUACGGUGAUUACGAUUACGAUUACGAUUACGUUUACGAUUACGACUACGAUUCCACCAAGUAUUUAUUAACGCGAUCCAUCGUGCGAGGAACGGACAUUUGGGCACUCGAUCUUUCUCUUCUGCCAGUGCUGUUCGGUGAGUCUAUCUCUUCUAGGAUAUCUAUGUAAUUUCUAAUUUACGAAACGAAACUGACGAGCGAGCAAACCGACCUGGCAAAUUCGGUCUGCGGCUAUAGUAGAAACGCGUUCAGCGAUCCCGCGAAUCGUCUACCAUUCCGUUGUCGUCUUCUCGAACGAGUUUCGACGAGCGAAUCCUAUUUAAGUCAACGGACGGAACACAUAUCUAUCGCGAUUACGUAGCGUUUAAGGACCGAACGGCGACCCCCGAUCGACGUAUUUUUCCAGUAAUCGAUGGAAAUCUAUCGCGCGUUCGAGUAGUCUACAUGUAGGUGCGCGUACAUUACUCCGCGUGCAUUUGGCAUUUCGCAUUUGGCAUUUGGUAUUUCGCGUUUACCAUUGCGCACGGUAUAUACAUUGUACAACGAGACGUGCCUUACCGAGCGACGUGUUCGUAUAGAAGCAGCCGGUUAGCAGGUCGAUCGUCGUGAAUUCGCCCGGCGCGACGGAAACGAGUCCGAACCCGAACCCGAAUCCGAAACAGAAACAGAACCUGAACCAAAGCGUGGAUCAACUCGAUCGGGAGUCUUAUCUACGAACAAUCGAAGCGGACAUCGCGCGUUCGCGUUGCACGCUCCAAACAGCUUGGCACCAAUGUUUUGCGAGCGAGCGGAAUACAUUGACAGCGAGUGGCGGAUACGCGCUGAAACAAUUACUCUAGGACGAAAUAUAUUCUGCUAUCCAUUUUCUA